AUGUCGCCGCGGGCCCGAGAGUUCAUCUCUGGCCCUAUCGAGUAUCGCAAAACACCAACCGCCGCAACAAUUAGUCUGCCGGCAAAGAAGAAGGACAAGGGGAAGGAGCGAGCUGAGCCCGAACCCGACAGCGAAGACGCGGUGACGCUCAAUCGUCGAGUCGCGGCGGCGGCUGACAACCUCUUCAACCUCACGACCGAGUUGCUCGCCGAGGCGGACAACGACGCUGACGACAAGGACAGCAACGCACAACUCGCUGCAGCGUCGGCGAUGUCUGCUGCGCGUAAGGAGGACAAACGGGACACUGAAGCUGCGGUCAACCAGCUCCUGCGCGUUCAGCCAUCUGCAGCGGAAGCGGAAUGGCCGUGCGAGCAGCUUGCUCACCCCGACCGCUCGAUCUCCGACAAGAUUCUCAACAACCGCGCCGCAAUGAACUACCUCCAGCACCUCUCAAGGCGCAACAAGCUUGGCCGCCAGGGUCGCAAGAUUGAAGGAGACAAAGGCUCCGCUCUCGGCAAGGCGUACGCGGUGGGCAUGCGCAGCGUGAGAAGGUCGACCUCGACCGCUCUCGGCCAUAGACUCGAAGAAUUUGAACAUCAGCUGCAGAAGCAGGCGCACAGGCAUACUAGGCUCGUGCAGGCUGUCGACCUCACUGCCAACUCAUUCUUUGAGUACGCCGCAUGGGACGCAUCGGAUGGCGGAACUUGCAACAGGCGUGGUGAGGCUGGGGAAAGAAGCUCCGAGCGUCCGCCGCACCCUUCAUUCACCACAGUGACCUGCCAAACCCUGCACCAAAUGCGACUGCCUCUCCCUCCACAUCUCCUACCUCAAACCAUUCAGGUUAAAGCUUGGCCCUGGACCUGGAGACCCAGUACCGUCGCUCGUGAUCUUGCAGGGGGAGGGAAGGUGCUUAACAAGCCAGCUAAGGCCGAGCCCAACUACAACUUCCUCAUCCCGCACAAGGAUCCGCGCCUCUGCGCACUUGGCGCGCUCGCAGCUUGGAUGUACUAUCUGCUCGAUUUUGUAAAAAAAAAAAUACAUGAGAAGCCGGAGCACACGGGGGGCGCUUGGUCUUGGGCGGACGACGCAUCAUGGCGGCAGGUGCGCCCAACGUCUGCUGACUGA
Rhodotorula toruloides NP11 is the source of this 1125-nucleotide messenger RNA. RefSeq lists its product as uncharacterized. Lineage: Eukaryota; Fungi; Basidiomycota; Microbotryomycetes; Sporidiobolales; Sporidiobolaceae. The transcript has 8 exons. The coding region runs from base 1 to 1125 and encodes 374 amino acids. The record is from RefSeq and is a predicted model, not a curated record.